AUGAAGGAGCCUCCCGCAUCGCCCCAGCAGCCAUCAUCUCCUAGGAAUCUCUUUUUCAGGCGACCAAGACAAAAGCGGAAUCCACUUUCGCGCCCCUAUGACGACGAAGUCGGGGUGAUUCUUACGAAACUAUUAAAUCAAUCGAGAACGUUUUCCUACAAUUCGUCCUCAAAAGCGCAGCCCGACUCCGAACACACAUUCGUAGUACCUCCUUUCUUGUCGAAACACAACGGGAGAAUUUUGCAUUGCCGGAUAAAUCGUUGGCGACAAAUACCGCCUUCUAGGCUUUGGGCCUCACUCAAAGAAUUGUUGUAUGCCACACACGCUUACCUGUGGCAACCACAGAACCAGCCCUCCCGACGAAACGUUUUCCUGCUAACGGCUACCGUGCUAUUUUUUCUUUAUUGUCUGGGAGUGGCUCUGGUUCAUGCCGUGAUUGCAUAUGGUGCUCAAACUAUCUGCGCUGUGUCUUCUGGUUUCUUCGUUCUACUUUUGGACCACGAUGAGGCAGAGAAGGCCUGUCCGAACGCAAUCAAAGAAUUGGCUACCUGUUUCCAGCGGGGUGUCCAUUCACUGGACAACUUCCUCCAGGUACAUCGUUUCGCUGGACGGGAAUGGAAUAAAUUGGAUAUGGAAUGGGACCGCGCCAGCAAUGCCGCAUCCACCCGUACGCGCCUCUGGGAUCUACCUCCACCCACAAUUCACACGACGGGACAGCGCAUAGAUCCAGAAUUUUCGGUACGUCCCGAAUGGGGUGACGCAACCGCUCAUCAUCACGCUGCAAUUAAUUUUUGCUACGCAAUGUUGCGCGAAGAACAGUUGUCGAAGGCCUCUACUAGCAAUCGGCAACAGAAGAAAGCUUCCCAGGCUUCGAGUGUGAUUUUGCAUGAAAAAGUUCCCUUGAUACUCUCAGAAACUCCAAAACGCUCAAAAUCAUCAGGACUGAUUAAUGAAAGAGAUUGGGGCAGCGACUCUAUUGCGAAAAACAAAAGAGCAUCCAGGUCUGUUGUAACGGUUAUGUCAACAAACCUGCGUCAACCGUUUCCUGAGCUGGCUUCCAUAAAGUCCCUCAUCGAAGAAUUUGAAGUAAAGGUGGGUGAUCGCACUACACCAAAAUCUCAAAUAGGGGAUUAUGCGGACGAGCCUCUUAACUCUUGUCGUGUUUUGGAAGAAGACACUCUGUCGGAGCUACGCUCUGAUGUUCAAUCUGUGGGGUCUGAUGUUGCCGGGGAUCUACCCUGGAUCGAUGUUGGUGCUAAGAUCGGCAUGAGUCUUUUGAAUUCGGCGCAUCUCCAGCGCGCACUAGUGUCCCGAGAAGCAAAAGAUUGUUUUAUGGAAAGGCUAGGACGGGAAGGCGGCAACGCGAGUUUAAGUGAUAUGGCGUCAUCAAUUGCUGGGGCCGUUUCUGAUACUGGCUCGGCUGGGUUGGAUACAAACGACAUUGUCAAACAACCUCCCAAACCCACACACUCCAUGUGGUCAUCACCCGCAAUCGUUGUUGCCGAUACCGGGGAAGAGAGCCCACAUUGUUCGGCUUCAAGCCUCUGUGAUGUUGAUCCCAUGUACAAUUUCGAUGAUUCCGCGAAGGAGGAUCUUUCAUCUCCGACUUUGAGCCCAACGCCUUCAAUACCUAUUGACCUACUUCUGCAGAAGCCACGUAGUUCUAUAUAUCCACGGCCUUUCUUUGGCCGAACGAGCAAUGCGACUAGGAGUUGUGCAAAACAUUUUUCGACGGGGGAAAGGUCACCGUCAAAGGAGUCGAAAGGGACUAAGCAGUUCUCCCCGAAUUUAACAAAUAUGCAUGUAAAGCAGAUGAAAGGUUGGUUUUCGGGCCAAGAGGUGCCAUUACCAGCUGGAAGCGACAACUACGUGCGAGAACUUGAUGCUCCGUCUUGCGUUGGUACCGUGGUUGUUUCUUCGGAAGAUGCAUCAAAUACUACGGACAGGAAUCGUCGGCGUCUUCCAUUACAGAGAGGAAUAAAAGUCGCCGUUCCCGUAUUUCCGAACCAGCCGAGGGCAAAAGGCUCCGAAAAACGUUUAAGUCAAGCAAACUAUCAAAUGGGAACAGUAAUGUGUAGUGAGCGCAUCUUUGUUGGGUCGUUGAGAGCUUCCCUCGAAAGAUUCACUGGCGAGACCAAUUGCCUUUCAGUCACCGUACAGCUCGACAGGUCAUUUCUUCGAAACGGCGAGUUUGCCGAACUCACGUUGCGCGUUUUGGACUCGUGGACCUCACGAUACAUGCCGCGGCAUUCGAAGGUCCCUUUGGGAAGUUGCGUGGUAUCUUCUUUUGGUAUUGGUGUACUCGCUGGCUGGAGAGCAGAAGAUGACUGUCACGUCGUACGUUCCUUAUGGCAGAGACGCGGUAGCGGCGCUGCCCACGCUUACUUGAAUCGAAGCGCUAUUUAUGGUACAAUUGAGGCCGGAAUCGGAUUUCGAGUGGAGACGAGAUUUGGGUGGGGGACCACUCAGGCCUACGUCAAGGUCGGGCGUGAUUUUUUAUCGGGAAGUUAUUUGGUUAAAAUCGGUGAAGAAGGCCGUAUGAAGGGCCACAUCAUUGAGAUCGCAAGACCAGGUAUUUUAUCUUGCCACGGAGCUCAAUUCAUUCCGGUUAUCGAACAUCUUCGCGAAGCCGCAAACUUCCAGAUUCAAGUCGACAAUUACAACGCAGCUUUCCGUGAACGGUGUCUUGAUAACACUAGACAAGAGUCUGACAAAAGCUUUUGGCGUUCUUGGUCCAAGUGCGGCGAACUUUUUUGGAACAGUUUUCUGAAAGCAGCAGAGGAAGACCGUGGCUUUGACCGAGGCGUGAACGAAUUUAUGAGUGACCUUAUCAGCUUUCUCGAUCGUCUUGACAUAAAUCAAACCGAUCCAAAUUUAGCACUAGAUCAUUGUAUCUCAAAUGACUUUGAGGUUGAAUGCGUAGUCAGAGAUGAAAACGAACCGUUGGUUGAGGAAAAGAAAGACACACAGGAACCUGGCUUCUGGAUCAUUAAUGACAUUCUAGGCGGAGUCUUCAAACGCCCGGAUCAGGAAAGUGAUCGCAUUGUCGAGGACAAUGAAUCGUUCGAACUUGAUGCCGCUAGUGCGAACGCACAGUAUUACGAACGUGCUUUUGGAGUUAUACAAACAUUGAUGAAGACGGUCUCAAUCGCUCGUGCUGCAAGUACAGAGCACCCACAUUUUCGCCUGGCAUUGGCGAUCGGGUAUGAUUUUCUUCUCUUCGUUCGCACCCUCGUCAAGGUGCAGAGAAAAAACAUGUCUGGUCAGUCCUUAAUGAUAUGGAAACGAGCAUUAAAUGAAAUCGCAUCAACUUUUGGACCGAUUACACAACGAAUCGAGAGAAUUGGGAGAGGUAUUGCAGCCCGAAUGGAAAAGCAAGGGCGUAAGGCUAAAGUACGAACAUUGAAAUUCGUUGACAUUAUUCUGGGUGACGAGAGGUUGCUGUUCGCACUUGAACAAGGGGAAUGGACACAAUGUGCAACAAGACUCGAAAUUGCAUUUGUCAAGUCUCAAAUCAUUCCCGAAGAAUGCGUUUUGCACUACCGAAAAAUGGUUCGAUUUCUGGUCAAUCACAUCCAAACUGCUAUGGCAAACAAUGGCGGCGCUGCGGAACGGAAUAACGAAAAGAUUGUGCUGCUAGCUCAGAUUGUGCAAUGGAUAGCAGCACCUCGACGCUCUGUUCUAAAGUUCUUUCGCGACGAUAAUGUCCUCGAACUAUUUGAGAGGAUUCUUGUCCGCGUAUUUCGAAAAGAGGAAUUAGCGUCCCGGAUGCUAAUGAUUCACGCCUCAAACUUUCAAUCACUUCGUCAUUUCCGCAUGCUGAAAGAUUUUUCAACUAGUGGUCGUCUUUGGAUUCCCUUGCUUGACGCAGCAGACGAAGAGUUUUCUUGGAUGGCCGCCCAUGUACCGGAGAGUGCCAAAGGUUUUAUGUGCUCGCUGUCAAACCUUUUUUCUUUGUGCGUUGCUCAAUUUCACCGUAUAAAUGCCGGAGACUUAUCGAUGGACUGGUUGGACUUUUUGCUAGAAGACGAUGCCGUACGGAUUGUCCAUGACAUUGACAUCAAACUCAUCCUCGCCCUCGAAGCUUUCUCGCGUGAUGUAAAGGAAAUGAUGGCGAUUGUACCUUACUAUGCAAGUAUCGAUGACGACAUACUGAACUUGAUGGACGAAGUGGAUGUCGACGAGUUUUUGAAAGAAGGAGUAGAGGCGAUGGAGGAUCCAGAAAAGCUUUCGCAGUUUAUUCGAGAGAAGUCCACAAUCGCCAUAGAAAGAUUUUUGAAUUAUCUGCCUAAGAUGUCCAUUCCUGUUGAGAAACGAGAACUAGGAGAAGGUUGGAUGCUGACUUGUCAUGGAAAGGACGGUGGCGAUUUAACUUUGUCAGAUGUGAAAAUCAGACGCAAAAACCUGAUUUGCCAGGUCAUAGGUGGGGAUUCCUUGUUCUUCCCAAUGUUUGGAGAUGACGAUGUUGACGAUGCUUCCGUAUCCGUCCCAGACGAUAUCAAUCCACUCUUUUCACCAAGUGGUUGUAUUGAAGAAUCAAUUCUUGAUCAUAUCCGAGGGAUUCUUCUCGAAGCCCAGCGCCAGGGUUGCUGGCAAGCAGGCUUCGGUGGCGUUGAAAAGCCGCCUACGGAUCGUUACGUUGCUGCGGUUCUUCACAAUUUACCCAUCUCUUCUGUCUUGAACUGCGCAAUUGAGCUGUGGAGAAAUUUGGAAAUUGACGACGACGAGCUUCUUGAAAUUGCCAUAAGAGACGUCUCGUACCAAAUUGAACUCCACCAAGAACGUAAAGAUGAGACAAACAAGGAAAGAAGCAAAAAGUCUUGUGCUGAUAUCUCGCGUCACGAAGAAUGCUUACGUUGUCCAAAUCCAUUGAAGACGCCGUCCUUCGAUACCGUCCGCCGUCGUUUCAACCCCCGUCUAGAUCCAACUGUUCUCUACCUCGAGAUGAAUAAGCUUUCGCUGAAACUCGACAAGUUUUUGUUUCUUAUCGAGAAAAAAGCAAGAAACAUUUUUGACCCGUUGUUUGAGGGCCAAGGAAUUGACGAGAUGUCACCUAUUCUUCUGCUAAAGGAUCUUGAAGUGUCUCUCGACCGUGUUCAGCUAAAAGUACAGGACACAGGGUUUGGGUCAGAUUGGAUAUUGAACAAAGCGGUCCAUGUUUUCGAGGCAAACAUCACCCGUGUAGUUGCAGACAAUUUGAGAGACCAGAUCGAAGAGCAAGCAAAAAACGCAAUUGAAAAUCUCAAUUCUUACUUCUUGGUCAACCCAAAUAUGCUACUGAAUAUAUUGGAUGUUACAAUGGAUGAUCUGGACGAACGUGUUGUGUUUGUUUAG
This is a messenger RNA of Phaeodactylum tricornutum CCAP 1055/1, 5334 nucleotides long. RefSeq lists its product with no specific name. Bases 1 to 5334 code for a protein of 1777 amino acids. The record is from RefSeq and is a predicted model, not a curated record. NCBI's taxonomy places the organism in Eukaryota, Bacillariophyta, Bacillariophyceae, Surirellales, Neidiaceae. The transcript has 7 exons.